AUGUAUCAGGAAAGCAGGAUAGGCAAAUUGAUGCGCAAGAUAGCUACUCUUGAAAUAGAGCCAGAUCCGUACAUGAUCAAAUCCCGUUGCUUUGCUUUGAUGCAACGUUAUCAGCGCACUCUCGUAAAUUAUAAACAACGCCAUGUUGCAGAAUUUUUCGAAAACUAUAAAUGUAACCAUAUCACUGACUUUUACGACAAUGCCGAUACCCCUGCCGAUGUUCCGGAUUAUGAGCCAGAAGAAUCUGAUCCGUUUGCGAUCCUUCGAAACGACAUUGAAACUGAUAGCGAUUGCGGCGAAGAGGACGUCGGAGGUGGUGGGAGAACAUAUUUUAUAGUAUAUGACCCGAGCGCGUGUGAAGGUAAUGUUAAUGAGGACAAUGAUCAUUAUAACAAUGUGAAGGACGAAAGUAGUGAUGAGGUACCGCGAGAGGAGGCUGUCGUUGUAAAGCAAGAGAAUUUUUCUUGCAUCGCACACACACCUAAUGCUUUGACAAUGGACGUUGAUAGUCCGAGAGAUGCGCCUUUGAUUGUGGAUGAUUUGGAGCUCACACCAGACAAGCUUGACUUUACAGUCGGCCCUAAUGGAGAUAAGAGUACCAUCACGUUCGUUAUAAAGAAUGAAGAUCACACGCUUGGAAAUGCAUUAAGAUUUAUAAUAAUGAAAAAUCCCGAAGUCACAUACUGUGGUUAUUCUAUACCUCACCCGUCAGAAACAAAACUUCACUUGAGAAUUCAGACAACGAGCAACACAGAUGCAAUUAGUGCUCUCAAAAAAGGGCUACUUGAUUUGGAACAAAUGUGUAGACAUAUACAAAAGGAGUUUACAAAGUCUGUUGAAGAGGGAAACUAUGAGUGUGAAAUUGAAGCACCAUGA
Paraglomus occultum is the source of this 876-nucleotide messenger RNA. The record is from the annotation of a GenBank genome assembly. NCBI's taxonomy places the organism in Eukaryota, Fungi, Glomeromycota, Glomeromycetes, Paraglomerales, Paraglomeraceae.